CCCUCCUCUGAAAUCCCAGAAGUGAACUCCUACACUCGUGUCUGAAGGAGUGAAUAACGGAGGGCAGUUCCUUCCAGCCCAUGUUUGGAGAUGUUACUCAAGAGCCUGGAAACCGCUAGAAGGUGGUCGAUAGCGCUGGAGAGUCGAUUCAGUUCAGAGAGUCGAUUCUUUUUGGGCGAUUCAUUCCAACUAACGGUUUCGCGAUUCGUUUGAGUCAUCACAAAGUUUUCAUUUGAUUUAAUAUGGUGUUUUAAUAUUUUUGUUGAUUUCCUAUUUUACUACUGUUUAAGCGUUAUUUAAAAGAUUAAUUUUAAUCUAGAGAUGAAGGAGCGCCACUUUGUCAUCUGCAAAAGCGUUACAUUUUGGCGCUGUUACUCUCUAAUUUAUAUGUUUUGUGCCAGAUUAAUGUUUUACUUGCUCGGAAAAAACAGACUGUUAAAUGUCACUUUACCGUGGCACGGUGAUUUGAAAGCCCCUUGCGAAUCGAUUCUUCUGAAUCCGAUUCACUUGCUGACCGGACAGGUCUAUAUUGCUCGGGUCGGGUGUGUUUCAUUUAUAUCCUAUAGGUCUCUGCACCCGUUAAACAUUCAUUAAAGCGACGAGCGGCAGAUAUGGCACAAGCUAAAAUUAACGCGAAAAUGAACGAUAAAGGCAAGUUCACCCGAACCAUUUCAAUGGCGGACCGGUCCGGACGCUUACUGGAAAAUCUGGAUCAAAUUGAAAUGAGGGUGGAGGCGUUUCGCGAGGAAGCCACUGCUAUGGAGCAGGAGAGAGAGAGCUUGAUCGAGAUGAUCCAGUCCAUACAGAACAGCCAGGAGAUGAGGAACAUCUGUGACGGGGAACGGGAAGAGCUCUCUCUGACCGCCAGCAGACUCAUGAGCAGGGCUUUGACAGUGCACGUAUCUGUGGACACCAUCAGGAGUGGCCAGCAGGAGGAGGCCCUGAAGAAGGCCAUCGCCAUGAUCGAUGAGAUCGCUGGGAAACUGCUGGAGGACAUGGAGGCGUCUAAGAGAAGACUUCAGUCUCUUCACGCCGCGUGUGUGACCGACGCUCCACCCGUGCCUGUGGACCAGAAGUUUCAGAGCGUCGUGAUCAGCUGCGCUCUGGAGGACCAGAAGAAGAUCAAGAGGCGUCUCGAGACCCUCAUCAGGAACGUGGACAAUGCAGAGAAAACCAUUAAAGUUAUGGAUAACCAGACAGUUCAUCAAUCUAGUCUUGCCAACGGCAAAUAAAGUGCCUGCACACUUUUUCUAUGGCCUUGUUCCGGAAGUAUUUUUCCCAUUCAUUUUCCCCAUAUGUAAAAAAAAAAAAAAAGUGUUCAGGUGCGUCCCAAAAUUGGAUUCGUUCCAAAUAUUUAUCCCAUUUAUUUUUCCCAUUUUGUAAAAAGAAAAACAUUCAAAUGCGUUCCAAUAAUGGAUACGCUAAAUAAUGGAUGCGGUCAGGUGAGUUCCAAUGAUGGAUACACUCAAAUAAUGGAUGCGUUCCAAUAAUGAAUGCGGUCAGGUGCGUUCCAAUAAUGGAUGCGUUCCAAUAAUGGAUACGGUCAGGUGGAUACGGUCAGGUGCGUUCCAAUAAUGGAUACGGUCAGGUGCGUUCCAAUAAUGGAUACGGUCAGGUGCGUUCCAAUAAUGAAUGCGUUCCAAUAAUGGAUACGGUCAGGUGGAUACGGUCAGGUGCGUUCCAAUAAUGGAUACGGUCAGGUGCGUUCCAAUAAUGGAUGCGUUCCAAUAAUGGAUACGGUCAGGUGCGUUCCAAUAAUGGAUACGGUCAGGUGCGUUCCAAUAAUGGAUACGGUCAGGUGCGUUCCAAUAAUGGACACACUCAAAUAAUGGAUGCGUUCCAAAUAUUUUUCCCAUUUUUUAAAAAGAAAAGCGUUCAAAUGCGUUGAAAUAAUGGAUGCGUUCCAAUAAUGGAUGCGUUCAAGUGCGUUCCAAUAUGGAUGUCUUCCAACUAUUUUUCCCAUUCAUUUUUCCCAUAUUGGAAUGCAUCCAUUUGGGAAUGGAUGCAUUCUAAUAAUAACGGUCUAAUAAUGGAUGUACUCAAAUAAUGGAUACGUUCCAAUAAUCUUCAGGUGCGUUCAAGUUGAUGGCCAAACAGAUAACAUGGAUAACAUGUUAAAUGUUGAUUAUUAGUCACUCAAACCACUUUAAUUAAACCUCUAUUUAACUGUUGGUUCAUCACAUCCGCUGAUAGUGCAAGUUGUUGUGUAUAGUAGUAUUUGCAGUAUUGCUGCGUUGUAGUAUAAAUAGUGUGUUCACAGUGAAAAUUCAGAAAUACCCAGAUGAUGCACUUAAAUCAACAUCAAGUAACUUUUUCUCUGCGGUCGCCCUACAGGUUGGAAGUGGAAUUUUCCAUUUAGCCAAGCACAUCCUACUGUCGCGCACACACUCGCUGUUUAUCAGCACCAGCUGUGGAAUGAACGAUAUCCAUCGACAAGGUAGAGUAUGUUGCAUGAUUUCACGAAAGUAUGAUGUAUUUAGACAUCAGAAAUUAAGAAAAACUAAAUAAUGACUAUUGUAACGCUUGACGUAAAGCAAGUCCAAUUUGUAGUUUUCUUAUGUCUCAUUAGAACUACAGAAACUCGGCCCGAUCUGUCAUUCUUACAUAGUGUGGUUAUAGCAGAUGUAGGACCACAAAGCGGAGGCAUAAGUGCCUUUCACCCUGUUACGACUUGAUGAACCACUGAAACGAUUUUGGAAACAUUAUUUUAAGGUAAAAAAAUCUAACUUAGUGUUGCUUUAAUAACUGAAAGAACAAAGUGUGGAAUAUUGGACGCUCUUUGAUCGCUGCGACUGAUUGGGGGAUUUUCUGUACAGCAUCAUGGGUAAUGUAGUUUUUUAACCACAAAUUCAGCUGUUAAAAACAAGGUCGUUUAAAAAUUAAGCUUAAAUAAUACAGAUUGAUGGCUUUGACAAAAACACAUGCCAUCGAUUAACACCAUCAUAACUGUUUAUAAGUGAUCAUUAAAAAUCAGUUAUGGAGAAAAUGAAUGGAGAUUUUACUUCCGGAACCCAACUUUUGCUCUCUAUAGAGGCUGAGUGGAAUCACCAGCAUAGUACAUGUGCCUUUAACACACACACACACACACACAGAGAUAUGUAAAGGUGUCAUUACAUUAUUUACCACUGUUGGCCUCUUGGUCAUAUGCAUAUUUAUUUUUUAUUUACUUAUAUGCAUUUAACUUCAUAAACCCUUUGUAUAAAUACUUAUUAAAUUAUGUUUGAUAUUGA
Messenger RNA from Pimephales promelas (fathead minnow), 3230 nucleotides. RefSeq names its product BAG cochaperone 2 (gene bag2). The record is from RefSeq and is a predicted model, not a curated record. Gene Ontology annotation, biological process: protein stabilization. Gene Ontology annotation, molecular function: adenyl-nucleotide exchange factor activity; protein-folding chaperone binding. Lineage: Eukaryota; Metazoa; Chordata; Actinopteri; Cypriniformes; Leuciscidae.